AUGAAGCUUUUCUUGUUAGUCCUUAUUUUCUUCGUCAUUGGCAUCGUCAUGGGAGGAAAUGAAUGCCGUGUUGAUUCGGAAUGUACUCAAAACAAACUGUGUGUCUAUGGGGACUGUCUCACCUCGAACCAUCCGAGUGGCCGCGUCGUUGUCACUGAUAGAAACUACGACGAAAUCUGUGUUCCUCCGUGCCCUAUUGGACAAGAAUGCGCUACAGGAAUCUGCGUCCCCGGAAGUUAA
Messenger RNA from Caenorhabditis remanei, 240 nucleotides. RefSeq lists its product as uncharacterized. The record is from RefSeq and is a predicted model, not a curated record. Lineage: Eukaryota; Metazoa; Nematoda; Chromadorea; Rhabditida; Rhabditidae. The transcript has 2 exons. The coding region runs from base 1 to 240 and encodes 79 amino acids.